Messenger RNA from Aspergillus heteromorphus CBS 117.55, 1906 nucleotides. RefSeq names its product WD40 repeat domain-containing protein. Lineage: Eukaryota; Fungi; Ascomycota; Eurotiomycetes; Eurotiales; Aspergillaceae. Gene Ontology annotation, molecular function: histone binding. Bases 33 to 1742 code for a protein of 569 amino acids. Gene Ontology annotation, cellular component: Set1C/COMPASS complex. The record is from RefSeq and is a predicted model, not a curated record. The transcript has 3 exons.
UUCGUGUGUCUCGCGCGCCCAUUUUGCUCCUCAUGGAUGGCUCCACCCAUCGCCCCAAGCGCCGUCGUCUGGAAACCCCGCCGCACCCCCAGAAUGGCUUCAUCCAUUCACCCGUAGAAUCGUCGUCGGACGAACUGGCCGCGGGCUCCGACCACGACGAGGCCGAACGCCGUCGCGCCAGCUGGAGCAUCCAGAAGGCAUACCCCCCACAACGCCCCUACCGACGAUCGCGCAGCUUCAGCGGCUCCGAAAGCCCCGACGAGCUGGCCGUCGACGCGAAGGAGUACUGGUCGGCCCGUGCCCGCGACCGCGACCGCGAGCGCCAGCGCAAUGCUUCGCCGUCCUCCGCCUCCGCGGAGCAGUCGUCCGAGCGAUACGACGACGACGACGAUGACGAUGAUCACGAGAUCGAGAACGAGAACGACGACGAUGAACCCGAGCCCAAUGUCCCCGAGCCCCCCGAGCCUGAGGACGGCGCGGAAGCAGAUGUCGAGGAGAUCGAAACCGCCGCAGACGACCCCGAUGUAGCCGUGGAUCAGACGUAUUCCGAACGCUCGUCGCCCACGCCCGUGCCGCAGCCGCCGCCACCACCCCCGAAACCGGACAAGGUCAACUAUCACCAGAAGUAUCUACUACGGGGGCACCUGCGCGGGGUAUCUGCUGUGCGGUUUUCCCCGGAUUCGACGAUGAUUGCCAGUGGAGGGGCGGACGGAGCGGUAAAGGUUUGGGAUACGGUGACGGGCAGAUUGAUUCAUACGUUCGAGGGCCAUCUCGCGGGGAUUUCGACGAUUUCGUGGAGUCCAGACGGGGCGACGAUUGCGUCGGGGUCGGAUGACAAGACCAUUCGGCUGUGGAAUGUGUUGACAGGCAAAGCGCAUCCGAUCCCCUUCGUCGGCCACCAUAAUUACGUCUACCAGAUCGCGUUUUCGCCCAAAGGCAACAUGCUCGUGAGCGGGUCCUACGACGAGGCGGUGUUCCUGUGGGAUGUGCGGUCGGCGCGGGUGAUGCGGUCGCUGCCCGCGCACUCGGACCCGGUCGGGGGCAUCGACGUCGUGUGGGACGGGACGCUGGUGGCGUCGUGCGCGACAGACGGGCUGAUUCGGAUCUGGGACACCGCGACGGGCCAGUGCCUGCGCACGCUGGUGCACGAGGACAACCCGCCGGUCACGGCGGUCAAGUUCUCGCCGAACGGCAAAUACGUGUUGGCGUGGUCGCUGGACGACUGCGUGCGACUGUGGGACUACGUGGAGGGCCGCUGCAUCAAGACCUACCAGGGCCAUGCCAACCGGAAGUACAGCCUGCAGGGCGGCUUUGGGGUGUACGGGGUGUCGGGGGCGCCGGUGCACGCGUUCGCGGUCAGCGGCAGCGAGGACGGCGCGGUGCUGUGCUGGGACGUGGUGAGCAAGCAGGUGCUGCAGCGCAUCGAGGGGCAUGCGGGGGUGGUGCUGGGGGUGGAUGCGUGCUCGAUGGGGGAAAGUCGGCUGCUGGUGAGCUGCGGGCUGGACGGGACGGUGCGGGUGUGGGAGGAGGCGACAGAGGCGACAGAGACGACUGAUGAUGCAGAGAUGGGCGAUGCCGAGGCCGCCGAUGCUACGCCUCAGACGAAUGGCCACCCCGAGACAGCCCCGGAGAAUGGCCCCGAAGCCACCGUCCCCGAAGGACCCAACGGACACGCGCAUGAACCGGAGGACACGGAGAUGGCAGAUGCCACGAUGGGCGAGGCUCCAGGGCCGGAUGGGUGAUGUAUAUUAUCUAGGGAAAAGCGAGCGGACGGACGGACGGCGUUACGGAUGUAUAAUAGACCUCUGACGAUGGAUGAUUAUAUUACUACUACCUACUGAACAGAUAGCAGAUAGCAGAUAGCAGACAGCAGAGCAGACAGCAGACAAACAUACCAAUCAUUAAU